Candidozyma auris is the source of this 936-nucleotide messenger RNA. RefSeq lists its product as uncharacterized. Gene Ontology annotation, biological process: sterol biosynthetic process. The record is from RefSeq and is a predicted model, not a curated record. Bases 1 to 936 code for a protein of 311 amino acids. Gene Ontology annotation, cellular component: endoplasmic reticulum. Lineage: Eukaryota; Fungi; Ascomycota; Pichiomycetes; Serinales; Metschnikowiaceae. The transcript has a single exon.
AUGGCCAGCCCUCUCCGCAAGGACUUGCAAAAGGUCUCCCCCAAUGUGUCUGGAACCUCGACGCCAAAAAUGGAAAAGACUGACUCGGUGGUAAAUCUCACCAAACCUUCGCUAUAUGGUAUCUACAAUACCUCCUCCCUGAGCUUGAACAAGGACAAUGAAGAAGUAGAGGAGUACAUUGAAGGCAGCGAGUUACAUAUUACUGCCAAAGACGCUCAUCCGGAUAGCGACAAGUUGCAACCGAAGCCACGUAAGAGGAGAACGUCGCCAGUUCAACAUGCUCUAUGGCUAAUCACACGGUUAGCCAUUGUUGCAUUUGCUGCAUUCCUUUACAACCAAGUAACGAGAAACAUUCAUAUUGCUCACGUUGACGGCACGGGGCUGUUGAUCAAUGAGUAUUUGGAAAACUUUGUUGAGGCAUGGAGGCUGUACCAGGCAUGGGUCAAGGAAUACGACCUAGAAUUUGUGGAUCGCGCAGUUGCUUGGUCACUGGAAGGUUUUCUAUUGAGCAUCUUUGUGCCUGUUCUCGAUAAAUUGCUCCCUCAAUUCUCCAGAAGACUCCUCUCGUCAAACCCCAACCCGUACCACCGUGGCAACUUACCUAACGACUUGAUCCGCUCCCUGAUAACCUUCUUGGGAAUUACUUACGCUAUAAGACACAUAGAAUGGAGCUCCCUGCUUCAAAUGGCUAUGACAUGGUCCUUGGUAAACCCCGCGUUGUGGCUCUUGCUUGAUGGAACCAUCAACGGGUUCCUUGCCUCGACCACUGUGGCGUUUGUUGCCUCUGCAAUAAUCUAUUUCCAAAAUCACAAUGUUAUUGUGUUGGAUCAAAGCAGCCUAAUUACCAUUUUUUUGUACGUUGGAAGCUUUUUCUUCUGCGGAGUCAUCAUUUUUGGCAAGUUGGGACGCUUUUUGUUUGAACCCAGUAACAAAUAA